Callorhinchus milii (elephant shark) is the source of this 2305-nucleotide messenger RNA. RefSeq names its product netrin g1a (gene ntng1a). Gene Ontology annotation, molecular function: cell-cell adhesion mediator activity. The record is from RefSeq and is a predicted model, not a curated record. The coding region runs from base 1 to 1620 and encodes 539 amino acids. The transcript has 8 exons. Lineage: Eukaryota; Metazoa; Chordata; Chondrichthyes; Chimaeriformes; Callorhinchidae.
AUGCAUCUGUCGAGUUUGUUGUCGUUUCAGGCCCUUUGGCUGGCUGUAAGCUCAGCGAUGCAGCAUUUCCCUUCAUGGGGCCACUAUGAUAUGUGCAAAACUCAGAUUCACUCUGAUGAAGGGACAAGUUGGGAUUACAUGGCCUGCCAGCCAGAGGCCACAAUUGUGACGAAAUUCCUUAACGUGACACUGGAUCCCCCUAGCAUUACUUGUGGAACUCCUGCUGAGACGUACUGCACUUUGGAAAACCCAUAUAUGUGCAAUAACGAAUGUGAUGCAAGCACACCAGAGCUUGCACACCCUCCAGAGUUGAUGCUUGAUCAUGAAGGACGAAUUCCAAAUACGUUUUGGCAAAGUGUUUCCUGGAAGAACUACCCAAGGCCUCUGUUGGUCAACAUCACAUUAUCCUGGAACAAAACCAUCGAGCUGACUGAAGAUAUCAUCAUCACUUUCGAAUCUGAACGUCCAGAGCAAAUGAUCCUUGAAAAAUCCCUGGAUUACGGUCAAACAUGGCAGCCAUACCAGUUCUACGCGGCCGACUGUUUAAAUGCUUUCCGAAUGGAGCCCAAAACGGUGCACGAUUUGACUCAGAAGUCAGUCCUGGACAUAAUUUGCACAGAGGAGUACUCUAGAGGCUACGUGUGGAAAAUGGACAAAAUGGUUCGCUUUGAAAUCAAAGACAGAUUUGCACUUUUCGGGGGACCCCAUCUCCAUAACAUGGCUUCUCUUUACGGACAGUUGGACACGACCAAAAAUCUGAGGGACUUUUUCACUGUCACAGACCUGAGGAUCAGACUGCUUCGGCCUGCCACUGGUGCAACAAUUGUGGAUGAACGGAAUCUAUCAAAGUACUUCUAUGCUAUAUCCAAUAUCGAAAUACAAGGAAGGUGUAAAUGCAACCUUCAUGCUAACAACUGCAUCUUGGACAAUGGGAAACUAGCUUGUGUCUGUGAGCACAACACAACUGGACAAGACUGUGGAAGAUGCAAGAAAGCCUUUCAGGGCCAACCAUGGAGAUCUGGUUCAUACCUGCCCAUUCCUAAAGGAACUGCAAAUAUCUGUGAACCAGAUGUAUCUGCGUUGGGAAACUGCGAAUGCUUCGGCCACUCGAAACGGUGCAGUUACAUCGAACUGCUAACCACAGUCAUUUGUGUGAGCUGUAAACACAACACUAGAGGCCAUCACUGUCAGUUAUGCAGGCUCGGCUACCACAGAAAUGCUUCCGCAGAGCUGGACGAUGAGAAUGUUUGCAUAGACUGUAAAUGUAACCCCUUUGGCUCAGUCCAUGAUCGUUGUAAUGGCACAGGAGUUUGUGAUUGUAAGAAGGGAACAACAGGGGCUAAGUGUGAUGAGUGCCUGCCGGGAUAUUAUUGGCACAAGGGCUGUCGACCCAAUGUCUGUGACAACGAGCUGAUGCUCUGCCAGAAUGGAGGAAAGUGCCUGGACCAUAGGAGAUGCCAGUGCCCGGCUACUUAUACUGGUGUGCUCUGUGAGAAGCGCAAAUGCGAAAAGGGCGUGGGCGGUUGUAGCUCAAAUUCAGCCCAAGGGCCAGCAUCACACAACGUUCUACUGUUGCUGACUGCACUGCUACCUGCUGUUACCGGAUUUCUAACACUUUAAACACGAGUGGUCAACUGGCUUCAAGUUCAGGCUGCUUAAGGGAAUGUGCAACAAAACAGCAAAGGAAAAUUGAGCAUUUACAUCUUAUAAGGCACUGUACCAGAAAAAUGCUAAUCGAGGCCUGAGCAAACCAAGCCAUACUGUAGUUAUCGAUCCCCUGAGAGAAUUUAGUCAAGACUGUGUUUUCUGACUGGUUGGCAGCUGCUAAUAUUAAUACUGCUAUGACAAGUCCAGCUGCAAGGCUUUCACUGGAUAUACAGCUUUGAGAACACAGAGGAUGUCAGUGGCUGUACUACUCUUAGACAUUGCUCUGAGUGCGGACUGAGCAAUUGCUGGCAUUCUUUGCUGUCAGUGCAUUGUGGUAUAAGGAAAUCAAGAGUCUGCCUGUUGGCUGACUUCGAUCCUGCCCUUCAACCUGUGCUUUAGUGAACGUUGCUCUGUAACCCUUGUUGGUUGGACGAUCUAUUUGUCUUAAGUAGUGGUGCACUUGUGUAAUAGCCCCCUCCUUCCCCCUCCCCCCCUUUUCCCUAUGAGAUCUAUUCUCCUAUCAUAUUCUUGUAUAUCUAAUGACACUGCAUCGGUCCGAUGCAGGAAAACUCCUGACAAGGUGAUCAUAGAACAUUAGUGCAUUUAUUGAUUCUUUUUGUAUUAAAAUGAAGUUAUUUUCUUGGAAUAAAAUAAUGUA